GGAAAAAGGGGAGGUCGAGGGGCGUGAGGGGGCGGGAUAUCGCGAUGGCGGGGCGCAGCGCCACUGCGCCGUGACAAGCGCGGCUGCGGCCGGCGAGAAGCGGCCCCGGAGGCGCCGCGGUGGGGCCGGGCCCGGGCCCGGGCCGGGGCCGCUGCUCGGGGGCCGCUCGCUUGUGGCUUGUGCCCCUCCCCCGGGACCGCAGGUGAAGGGCUCUCUUGAGGCACGAUUAAGGUAAAACAAAGACAUUAGCUCCCAACUCUUAAAUUAUUAUUAUUUUUUUGUUGUUACGGUCUUAAAAAUCAUGUGUGGUCAUCCAUAACUUUAAAAGCAACACCGCCUCUUCAGAACAUCAAACCACAGCACCUGCUUAGAGACCCUCCAGUAAUAAUAAACCGUACAGUUCGUUUCUAGGCGUAACCGCCACAUAGGUUUUUAGCAAUGAACAGCGUUGCCAAAAGCCUUCUGCCAUGGGUUAAGCGCGGCCGAGCUGUGUGGCUGAGAAGCAGCUCUGCGCGCGCUGGAAAACAGCAUCUUCGGAAGCUGGUUCUGGGCAUAGAGACCAGCUGCGAUGACACCGGUGCUGCUGUGGUGGACGACGCUGGCAACGUUCUGGGAGAAGCGCUGCACUGUCAGAAGGAAGUCCAUUUACAAGCAGGUGGAAUAAUUCCUGUGGUGGCACAGCAACUUCACAGAGAAAACAUCGAGCGCGUGGUGAAAGAAGCGCUUAGUGUCAGUGGGGUUUCUGUACCUGAACUCGCAGCUAUCGCAACGACAGUAAAACCAGGACUUGCCCUAAGCCUUGAAGUGGGGCUGCAGCACAGCCUGAACCUGGUGAGCAGGUACCAGAAGCCCUUCAUACCCGUCCAUCACAUGGAGGCUCACGCGCUCACCGUCAGACUGACCCAUCGCCUGGACUUUCCCUUCUUAGUUCUGUUACUCUCUGGAGGCCACUGCCUCUUGGCAGUAGCACAGGGAGUCUCAGAUUUCCUUCUGCUUGGGCAGUCCAUAGACAUAGCGCCGGGUGACAUGCUGGAUAAGGUGGCAAGGAGACUCUCUUUAAGAAAGCACCCGGAGUGCCGCAGCAUGGCCGGGGGGAAGGCGAUAGAGCACUUGGCUCGAACUGGAAACCGGCAGCAGCACGUGUUCAGACUUCCCAUGCAACAAUACCGUAACUGUGACUUUUCUUUUUCUGGACUUCAGAACCUUGUCAAUAAAGUCAUUAUACAAAAAGAAAAAGAAGAAGGUAUUCAAGAAGGCGAGGUCCUAUCCUGUGUUAAGGAUAUUGCAGCUGCUGCCCAGCAUGCAGUGGCCGCUCAUAUUAUCCAGCGGACAUAUCGAGCCAUGCUGUUCUGCAUAAAAAAUAGCAUAUUAUCAUCAAAAAAUGCAACUUUGGUUGUAUCAGGAGGAGUUGCAAGCAAUCAGUAUAUCCGAAAAGGUCUACAGACUUUGGCAGAUGCAAAUGAUUUUGCUUUACUGUGUCCUCCUCCAAGACUGUGCACCGACAAUGGUGUUAUGAUUGCAUGGAAUGGCAUUGAAAGGUUACGUGCAGGACUUGGUGUUUUGCAUAGUACUGACGGCAUCCGCUAUGAACCAAAAGCUCCCCUUGGAAUUGAUAUUUCAAAAAGAGUUGAAGAAGACUCCAUCAAAGUGCCAAAACUAAAAAAGAAGAUACAAUGGUUGGCAUCUUAAAAAAUAAAAUAAAGUAAAUGUAACUAUAAAUUGUUAAAUAAAAACCGUUUCAGUGCUGUUACAUUUACUGACAGUAGUUGGUUUACAAGUGUUGAAGAUCACCUGUCAGAGAAAUCAAUGCUGUGUGCUGUCACCAAAAUGAUUCCAGUUACCGCUCCACAAAUGUCUGAGUUCUAAGUAUUAAUUAAAAAAAAAAAAAUUAAAAGUGCACUUUCUGAUAAACAAACUAAUUUGUCUAGUGAACUUAGGCAAAUGAAAACAUUUUCAGUGUUUAUACUUUGUAACUUAUAAUAAGGUGUUUACCUAUUUAUAAUGUAUACCAUAUUAUAAUUCAACAAUAUAAGGUUUUAAUUGACAGUACGUGUUGAAAAAAAAAAUGAAUACUUUCCAUGAUUGAAAAGUUACAGAAAGUGAACACAAGAGAGCACAGAUUUUCAAGAUGAUCUCAAUGUGUUAGCUGUGCCAGUACAACUGAAUUUCAACAGUGCCUAAUUUGCUGCUGCUGGGGUGAGAAGCCUAUUAUACAAAAUUAAAAUGUUGGGGCCUAGGGCUAGUGCCCUUAAUUUUCUCCUUUUUUUAUAAACAGCUCAGUAAAGCUAAUCACAGUGUAAAUGAGAUGCAAGUUCUGAGUUUUGAUGUGGAUAAUGGGUUAUUUGACCUUGCCUUUUGAUAAUAAGUAUAAUACACUUUUACAGUAUUAUUCAUUACAAUGGUAUUCACUGGAAUAAAUACUUCAAGUAUUAAGCAUCUCUUCAAUAAGAGUUUUCUAAUUUGUAAUGCGUAAGUUUAAAAUUGCUUCCAUUUAAAUACAAAUAAGUAAUUGGGAUUUGCGGGACAGUUAGACAAACAAGUUGCCUGUUUUUCUAAAAUAUUUUAAUUAAUUCUUUUUUAACUUGAAGACAAGAUGUAACACAUUUACAAGGUACACGCGUUAUUUUUUUCUCCAGUACUGAAUUUUUGGAAGGUUAAGAUCCCUCAUUGAGUGCAAACCACUGGAACAAGCCAUAGUAUUUACAUUUUGUUUCUGGAGUCUGAUUUUCAUGGGAUUUCAACUACAAGUUAAUUUUAUCUUUUGGUAAUUUAUCUGUAUCGUUAAGUAGUUUAUCUUCUUGGUAAAAUAAUACCUCAUUUAAUAAAUUUCACUACCACAUUUCAUAGGCCACAUCCAGCAGUAUGUUUAUACGUCUGGCUCACUGAUUUCAACAUACAUGAAAGACUGGAAUUUGUGAAACAAACAGCAAGCAAAACCUUUUUCCUCCCCCGCAUUACCUCUAAUCUCUCAGUUAUCCCAGGUUUUAGUGCUGGUCGUACCUUCCUUGGGAUCAACAAGCCAGUCAGUCUUAACUGCUCGAAAGUCGCUCCCUCUUUCCAAAUUUUCUGAACAACGAGGGAGAAAUCCCUAAAUAGCUGGGUUUUCUGAUACGAUAAACACUAAUAAAAUCCAGAUACAGUGACCUGAUCACUAUUAUGUUUAUCUCAUCUCAAUUAAGUGUUUAAGAGAGAACACAGCAAAAAUGAUUAUUUUUUUUAUUAAAAAAAUACUUAAAGUUCUUCCAAAACAAGUACACAUGAACGAUGCCCCAUGUAAUUAUAUGAAAGAUCUUUUGUAAUAUUUAAGUGGACAUGUCUUGUAACAAGGAAUUAGAAAUGCUUUUAUGACAAUUUCCUGGCCUAUCUCAGUAAAACAGAUUACACGGUUGAAAGUCUGUGCUCAGUGAGUCGUUAUUGAUGGCGUUUUGAUGACCUGUGAUUAUAGAGCACACAAGGUCUCGAAAGGUUUGCUUCAAUGUCGCAUUCUGUGCGUUAUUUUUUUUUUUAAUUUGUGCCUGAAAAUUGAAAGCACAAAAGGAAGCGCUGAAAUGGCAGCUUAUACCCUUUUGAAAGCAGCUGCUAACCCUUCUGAAAACCUACUUAGAAAUAUGAUGAUCUUUGGUUUAAAAAAAAAAAUCAACAAAAUAAAAUUCAGGACUCUAGUACACUUAAAGACAAGCAAAUACAAAAUACCAGCUAGGAAUAACGAGGCAGAUUUGUAGAACGGUAAUGGAAUCAAAUCUAUUAUGAAUCAACAAUGUAGUUAAGGCAUGUGUUUGGCCUUUGUUAUAGGAAUAACACAUAGGAGACAGGAAAUACAGGUUUGGGAAUUUUUGCUGUAGUGAGCCGCUGACUGCAACGACAAAGGUGAUGCACCAAAGAACUCUCAGUCUACUAAGAUGUGUUAUGAAACCAGUGUUCACUUGUUCUUCAUUGCAGGAAGGAUUAAAGUAUUUAGCUUCAUUUGCAGGAAAGGAUUAAAAAAAAAAAAAAGAAAAGCUUUCUGUUUUAAGGAAGCUUCCUUCUUCGUUAAGGAAGUAAUGGAGCAUGUUUCCUAUUGAAAUGGAUUCCUCAGUCACUGCAUGUUAUGUAUUAAAAUAACUUCGAAUGCUCUGCAAGUAUUUUAUUCUUCACUUAGAAAAAGGCUGUAAACUAGAUGACCUCUGGAGAUCCCUUGCAGCCCUACACUGCUAUAACAUACGAGGUACAUAUACCUUGCCCUCAUUGCUUGUUAACCUCCUGGAUAUUAUUAAAACCCCCAAAAUGUAAUCAUUUUAUAUCACUUCAGGAGUCAUUGUGCUUUUCAAGUAUAUUCAGUAACCGUAACAGUCAAACAAUUGGUAAGAUUUUAAAUCUAAAAAUAAUUUAAUCUUGAAAUUCUCUCUUCGUAAGCUAUGUUUGAAUAAGUUUGAGAGUAUUUAGUACAAUUGAAAACAUUUACUUGGAAUUUAAUAUAUCUAUACCAAGAUAAGUAGUUUUCUUACAUGAAAUAAUACAAUCACAAUAAUACAAUGCCUCCUAUAGGACAUUUUACAGUGCUCAAGUAAGGGAAGAAAAAACCCUCCAACCACAAUCUCUGCUUGUUUACAAUGUAAACCUUAGUUUUAUAGUGCUUUUGUAAGGAUAUUUUCACACGCUUGAAUUUAAAGCAUGGAAAAAACCAGGUUCUUAUUUUGAUGAACGAUGAUGCUUUUCAUUUGUUUCUGCAGAACUUUUGUUUCCUUAUUUCCAGAAAAAGUAACUGCAUUAUGCAAAAUAGUCACACAAUAUUUGGCCACCAACCCUGGAUGUUGCCAGCAACUGUACUAUAGGUACAGAAUUUUAACUAGUGUUUGAUAGUAUCAUUUAAUCUGUUAAAAAAAUAAAUCAAACUGGAAUGAAAAUAUAUUUUAUUAAGCUACAAAAACGUUUAUUCCUCUCAAACCUUCACAGUAUACUCAGCAGUUUCAGUUAAGUAAAUGCCAAUCUCACAUCAGAAAGGACUUGUAUUAUUUUAAAGACUACACUAUAGUAUCUGUAUUACUGUGCACGUUCCUUACCUCUUACCAUCAAAUUCCAUCACUGGAAUGGGGUAGCGUUCUCUACCUGGCAUAUUCAUGUCAAACAACUGAGCCUUAGAGCCCGACGCGCGACAGGCGGCCUGUGAGAAAACAGUUACUGAACCAGCUGUAAGGAUUGUUUACAUCAAUACCUAACUGCCCACUUCCUUAAAAUGACCAACAGAACUGCAGCUUCACCAGCCUUACCAAUGAUCAGCAACCAGGAAGCUGAAGUACAAUUUUGAUUUCAUUUCACGUUUAAAAGUGCUUUGUCUCAUGUGCACGUCACAGCAAAUUAAACCCGUAUCUAACGAGAAGCAUCCCUCAGGGACUACUUUAUACCUUGUCAGGUGAAUCCGUUUUGUUCAUUCCUCAGACUACUAUUGUGCCAUCCAGAAAAGCCACCUAAAGGCUGGGCUGCUUGUAGGGCAAUGCUGCCCUUAAGAUUAAGGUAUCUUGUGCCACCUUGUACGGUUCAGUAUUAGCAGCAAAUAUUCUUCCAG
This is a messenger RNA of Chroicocephalus ridibundus (black-headed gull), 5542 nucleotides long. RefSeq names its product O-sialoglycoprotein endopeptidase like 1 (gene OSGEPL1). Bases 439 to 1689 code for a protein of 416 amino acids. Lineage: Eukaryota; Metazoa; Chordata; Aves; Charadriiformes; Laridae. The transcript has 7 exons. Gene Ontology annotation, cellular component: mitochondrion. The record is from RefSeq and is a predicted model, not a curated record. Gene Ontology annotation, biological process: tRNA threonylcarbamoyladenosine modification.